AUGGAGCAUGCCUCUUGCAACGUAAUAUACGUGGACCGUGGCGUCUAUCAGGACCGGCACAUUAGAGGUAGCGAGAGUAGUCUCGACAAAAGUGGCCUUGAGUUCGGGUCGGCGCACACUGCAGAGAAUGUCAGGCUUCUUUUAGACAUAUUCGGCGAAGUCCACGUGUGCAAUACCGGAGGUGCUUCUCUGACCCAGUGGCUAAACAUUCAGGAUACCUCCAUGGUGGACCUGAAGCCGACGCUCAUCCUUAUAGAUACCCCUUUUCAAGAACGAAUACCUGAGAGAUCCCGGUCCAGGACGCCGUCACCGCAUUCGCCUCCGGAUGAAGACAAUGAAAAUCACGAGGAAGAGCUGUACGGACUUGGGUUGUUGCAGAGAAUCAUUUCCGAGUCAUAUAUCCGGAACCUGUCCAAAUUGGUUGUGCCCGUACCACUAGUCGCCUUUCCGCCAGCCGACAGCCAUCUGAAUGACAUCGACUCGUCCAGGGACGCGAGAGAAGAGUUUGCGAACGGCAAACUCCACCCAGGCUCGUCAAACGAUCGCAGAGCAGCCAAUAGACGGAUGGUCAAAAAGUGUCUGGACCUCGGUGCCACCGAUGUCAUGGCAAGCCCCAUGAAUGGCAAGUGCAUCACUAACCUUGAGGUACAUGUCUAUCGCGCCCACAGAGAGGCGGCUCGGGAUCAAAAGGCCAUGCUUGAGGUUCGUCGCGGCCGUAAGCGGUCUUGGGUUGGCAUAAGCGAGGAGAAGCCGUUUGCGUACCUCCGGGAGGCUAUGGUGUCGACCCUUAUGAAUGGCAUUUGCCGCAUAGAAAACGAGAAAGAGGAUCAAGUGGGCAGUGUCAACAUCUCGAUUGGCAUCGAAAAACAAGCAGCAAUCUCGUGGGCGGUGGGACAGUGGCACUUCUGUGCCCAUAACUUCUCCGACGAUGAGCUGAUUGUGGCGGCCUCGGUCAUGUUCAAACAUGCGUUGGCCAUGCCCGAGCUGGAGCCGUGGCGGAUACCAACAGACCAACUACACGGCUUUCUUAUUGCCUGCCGAGCCGCCUACAAUGGCUUUGUUCCAUAUCACAACUUUCGCCACGUUGUCGAUGUUCUACAGGCAACUUUCCACUUUUUGGUCCGCAUUGGCGCUUUACCUCCUUACCCGUCCACCGAUGCUUCGCGUCCAGUUUCACCUCCGAAAUCGCCAAUAGCGCGCCUUCUGGGGCCGUUUGAAGCACUAACACUCCUCAUCACCGCUAUUGGCCAUGACGUAGGACAUCCAGGUGUCAACAACGGCUUUCUGGUGACGCUAAAUGCGCCGCUCGCCCAGCUAUACAACGACCGCUCGGUUCUCGAAUCUUUCCACUGUGCUGCAUACUCACAAAUUCUCCGGAGAUAUUGGCUGUCGGCCUUCAACGACAACAAGAUGCGGAACCUUAUGAUUAGCUCCAUAUUGGCAACCGAUAUGGGCAUGCACUUCGACUAUAUGAAGAAGCUGGUAGAUCUGCAGGACAAGCUGCGUGUGGAUAAUAGCACCGAAAACUGGAAUGGCCGUAUGAUUGAUGAACAGAAAGCGCUAGCAUGCGCGCUUCUUAUCAAAUGCGCAGAUAUCAGUAAUGUUGCUCGGAGGCAUGAUACUGCAGUUCAGUGGAUGCACAUUCUUUCGGACGAGUUUUCCCGCCAGGCCGCCAUGGAGACUGAGCUAGCUAUCCCUACAUCUCUUAUGGCGCCGCCAAAGAAGGAGAUUUUGGCGUUGGCCAAGGCACAGCUGGGCUUCAUGAACCUCUUUGCUAUACCCUUGUUUCAGGGCGUUGCAGAUAUCCUACCUGCUAUGCAGUAUUGCAUCGAUGAGCUUAACGUGAACAAAGGGCUUUUCGAGAAGUGUGUGGCAGAUGAGGAAGCCAGAGGGUCGGCGGCUGGCAAAUCCCCCCAACGCGACGAGCUUCCUCCCAAAGCCAUGAGCUUCGCCGUCUCCCCAGAGCCCGCAACCGAGGCUCGUCCUGUUAAACAAGAACUUCAGCCAGUCCCUACGCUAGUUGUGGCCCAGCCAACUGCAGAGAACGACGGAACUCGGAAACCCGACACGGUAGAGACGAGUCCGAUACCCGAAGUGCCAGUUGAAUACAAGGGCCUGAACGGGUUAGUGACGAGCUUUGAUGCCGUGGCCGACUUUGCUCGCAGCGAUCCGUUUAACGUUGAAGGCAAGCCUCCAGGCUCAACCAAGCAGAGGUGUAGCGAAACUACCGAAGGGAGCUCUGCGCCUUAUUCUGGAGACUGGGCCUCGCAAGCGACUAGCGCAACAACGGGUAAGAUGCCGUUAUCGCCGAGCACGCAGGGGACGAGCAUUAUUAGCAGAGAUUCACUGGACAGACCCAACAGCGUCCCAGUGACAACCAUUACGGCCCAAGAGUCGACGACGACGGUGCCGGAAUCAACGAAAAGCCAACCUGAGUUGAAGGUUAACAAUCGCCCACUGGACGAUGGGGCCUCUCUGAACUGCAAUCCAAACGGAACUUGCAAGGGCGCGGAUGCGGGAGCAGAUGGCGAAAAGUCUCUUAAGAAGAAGCCAAGCCGGUUUAGGAUCAACGGCUUGCCUUUCUUCAGAAAGCACAAAUCGCCAAGCCCACCAAUGCAUGCUGCAGACAAAGCGGGAUAG
Lasiosphaeria miniovina is the source of this 2640-nucleotide messenger RNA. RefSeq lists its product as uncharacterized. NCBI's taxonomy places the organism in Eukaryota, Fungi, Ascomycota, Sordariomycetes, Sordariales, Lasiosphaeriaceae. The record is from RefSeq and is a predicted model, not a curated record. Gene Ontology annotation, molecular function: 3',5'-cyclic-AMP phosphodiesterase activity; 3',5'-cyclic-GMP phosphodiesterase activity. The coding region runs from base 1 to 2640 and encodes 879 amino acids. The transcript has 4 exons. Gene Ontology annotation, biological process: cGMP catabolic process.